Danio aesculapii is the source of this 4801-nucleotide messenger RNA. RefSeq names its product probable flavin-containing monoamine oxidase A. Gene Ontology annotation, molecular function: oxidoreductase activity. The transcript is spliced from 13 exons. Lineage: Eukaryota; Metazoa; Chordata; Actinopteri; Cypriniformes; Danionidae. Bases 97 to 1668 code for a protein of 523 amino acids. The record is from RefSeq and is a predicted model, not a curated record.
ACCAGCGCUCUGCUUUAUCAGGGCGAAGUGCCAAGUGCAUUCAGAAGAAACGCAACAACACAGUUCUUCUCUCGGUUUGCUCGCAGCACUGCAGGAAUGAGUGAAGAUCAGUUUGAUGUGGUUGUCGUCGGCGCGGGCCUGUCCGGACUGAGCGCUGCUCGGCGGCUGCAGAAGAGAAACCCGCGGCUCAGCGUGCUCGUGCUGGAGGCCAGGGACCGUGUCGGAGGGCGAACUGUAAGCGAAGACCUGCCAGCUGCCAAUGGAGUUGAGCAGUGGGACAUGGGUGGACAGUGGGUGUCCAGCUCUCAGAUCCAUGUUAUGGAGCUCAUCCAAGAGUUUGGUGUUGAAGUCUUUACCCAAUAUAUAGAGGGCAAAAAAGUGCAUCACAUAGGUGGCCCGAAUGCCAAAAUCAAAAUGUACAACACCACCGUCCCGCAAUUCUCUCCUCUAGUCAUGCUGGACUUCAUUCAGGUUAUGUGGAAGGUCGACAAGCUCACUAAGACCAUAUCAGUUGAAGAUCCCAUGAGUUCCCCGAAUGCAGAGCUCUAUGACAGCAUGACGCUUUACACCUUUAUGGAGCAAAACAUCUGGACCAAAGAUAUUAAAGAGGAGCUGGCCGUCUGCAGUCGUAUCGUGUUUGGUUUGGAAGCGUCCCAGAUCUCCUUUUUGUUUUUCCUCAUGUACUCCGCUGCAGCAGGGGGAACCCUUCGCCUCUUAGAAACAUCACCCGGAUCGGGACAGGAGUUUAGAGUCAAGGGUGGCACUCAGCAGCUGUCAAAAAUGCUGGUGGAGCAGAUCGGUUCAGAUCGAGUUCGGCUGGGCGCCGCCGUAACGGCCAUAUGUCAGGAUUCAGAGGACAUAAAAGUUACGACGUCUGCAGGCAAGGUCUCUUGUAAAGCUGUCAUUGUUGCGUGUCCUUCUCACUUAGCAGCCCAGAUCCACUAUGAGCCACCCCUUCCAUCCGAGCGCCAGCGCCUUAUCAAGUCUCUACCCAUGGGCCACAUGACAAAGUUUAUCAUCACUUACCCCACAGCGUUUUGGAGAGAAAAGGGUUUCUCUGGGGAAAUCGUGGUUCGCCCCUCUGAGAGCUGCCCUUUGAGUGUCACAUUUGAUGCUACGAGCCCCAAAGGCAACCCGGCUCUGGUGGGGUUCAUCACCGGAAUACAGGCCCGCGACUGGUGCGACAGAAAGUUGGAGGAGAGAAGAGAUGCAGUGAUCUCCAGCCUGGUGAAGUACCUCGGCCCGGAGGCGUCCACCUACAUUCACUAUGCAGAAAAGGAUUGGGGGAAGGAGCAGUAUAGUGGAGGGUGUCCUGUGAAUGUAAUGACCCCCGGGAUGCUCACGUUUUACCAUCCCAGCCUUCGAAAGCCCUGUGGCAGGAUUCAUUGGGCAGGCACAGAGACUGCAACUAUAUGGUGUGGAUACCUUGACGGGGCGGUUCAGGCAGGUCAACGGGCGGCUAUGGAGGUUCUGGCUCAGCUGUGUCCUUCAUCUCUGUCCCGAGAGGAGCUGAAUGCGGUGCGAGAUUCUCUGAAGCCAAGAGCACCCAGAAAGGGCUCAAAGUGCAGGUCCAGGUCUCUCUGUCUUCUCGGUGUGGUGAUGACAACAGCCGCACUGGUGGGCGCUUAUCUGUUUGCCAAACCAGAACUACCAGUUAAAUGGUUUUAAAGGAUUCAUUGGGACGUAUUUGGGUGUCCUUAUGGCAAGCUGUUUUAACAUUUAAUCUAUGAAACAUGCUAGUGUGUAUUUUAAUUAGGGGCCAAGCACGGCAGGUCUAACGCCACUACUUAUCCAACAUUUCACUUGUGUUUAUCACUAUAACUUUUGAACUGAAUGGGCUACAAUCAAAAUUUUUACAAUCAAAUUUUUUUCCCGCUGAAUCCUUGGCUCAAGCCGUUUCAAACGCACCAUGACGUCAUUUUCCGUCAUGAAAGUUUUUUUGCCAUUUUGAUUUUUUCGUAAAACCUAUUUGAACGAACUCGUACAAGAGCGUUUAUCCGAUUUUUACCUAAAUAAAUCACAUGAUCUACAGACCAUGCUGACCAAAUGUUAUGGAAUUGAAGUUGAUUCGAUUUCCGUUUUCGUUUAACUUGGGAACAAAUCUAAUGUUGAUCUUGCAAAAAUGGACUUGAGGUAAUAUCUCCGUAACGCGUUGACAUAUUCACACCAAACUUGGUGUGUGUUGUGUCAACUAUGGUCUGAGGUUAUGUGCAGUAUUUCAGUGCACUGCCCCCUAGUGAUACAGAGAAACAAAAUGUUUUAUUUGCUCAACUUCAAAACCAUUUGUCCAAAUAUAAUGUGCUGCUUUUGGCCACUGGACUGCUUUGCUCAUUCUGCCUCUGUAGUGCUUGACGCCUUAAUUGCUGCUUGCAGCUAUAUUUUAACUAGUACUUAUUUUUAAAUAUAAGUACCUUUUGAAUUAAGAACUAGUGCUUAAAUUCACAUUGUACAUAAGUGGUCAUUCUUUACCUUUUUAAACAGUAGUACUUAAUAAAUAGAUAUUUGUACUAUAUAUUAGUAGUAUGAUUGUUGAACAAACUCCACUUAUGCCACUUUGACUAAAAAAAGCCAUUGUGACUAGUAAGAUAAUUGUUAAUAGUGAUAAUGACAAAAGAUACUACUGUUACUAAAUAUGUACUAGAACCUAUCAACUAUUUGCAUAUAUUGAAUUCAUAUGAAUGUAUAAAUAGCAGUAUUAAUAAUAGUAAAAAUAGUAAUAAAUAAUAGUAUCUAACAAAUAAAAACUACCAGUUUAUGUAACGGGUAUAAGAUAAUAGUAAAUAAGUACGUUUUAUUAAAAAUCAAGUACUCAUAUCUAAUAGUAUUAUUAAUUCAUUUAUUUUCUUUCAACUUAGUCCCUUAUUUAUCAGGGGUUGCCAGAGCAGAACAAACCACCAACUAUUCCAGUAUUUGUUUUACGCAGUGGAUGCCCUUCCAGGUGCAACCCAGUAAUGGGAAACAUCCAUUCACGCUCACAUUCACACACUCACUCAUACACUAUGGCCAACUUAGUUUACCCAAUUCACCUAUAGCACAUGUCUUUGGACUGGGGAGGAAUCCGAAGCACCCGGUGGACACCCACACGAACACAGAACAGGCAAACUCCACACAGAAAUGCCAACUGGCCCAGCCUGGACUCGAACCAGUGACCUUCUUGCUGUGAGGCGACAGUGCUAACCACUGAGCAACCAUGCCAACAAACCACCAACUAUUCCAGUAUUUGUUUUACGCAGUGGAUGCCCUUCCAGGCGCAACCCAGUAAUGGGAAACAUCCAUUCACGCUCACAUUCACACACUCACUCAUACACUAUGGCCAACUUAGUUUACCCAAUUCACCUAUAGCACAUGUCUUUGGACUGGGGAGGAAUCCGAAGCACCCGGUGGACACCCACACGAACACAGAACAGGCAAACUCCACACAGAAGUGCCAACUGGCCCAGCCUGGACUCAAACCAGUGACCUUCUUGCUGUGAGGCGGCAGUGCUAACCACUGAGCCACCAUGCCACAUAUAAUGUUUAUUAGGAUACAAAAAAAAUACGUUUGAAUAUCUACUACUAUUUAAAAUAUGUACUUGUCCCAAAUAAUAAAUAAUAGUAUCCAAUAAAUAAGUAUUAAUGUCUUUUUAAUAAGUUCUAGUAUCAAGGAAAUAAGUACUAGACAAAAAUUACUAGCAGCAUGAAAAACGGAUGUUAAAACAGCUUACCAUAGUGUCUGAUGAAUGUAUUAUUGUUAUCAUAAUUAUCAUAUUCUUAAUUUAUUGUUAUUAUUAUUAUUAUUAUCAUCAUUAUUAUUACUGAGGAAAAUAAUAGAAUGGUUCUUAUUAAUAGAAUGAUGCUUUUUUGAAAUCGCUUAGUUCAUAAACGUGGGUGUCACAAAAUAGAUCUAGUGCUAAAAAUCGAAACCAUAUUACAGUAGAUGCACGGUUUGUUGAAAAUAAAAGUGUCAGUAUUUUCAAAUCAGACUGAAAUAGAACAUUUUGACAGUGUAGUCACUCAUUUUGUUUUGUGUGUAAUUGUCGCUGCUUUUGGUGCCUUAUAAUUGCUAUGUGCUUUUUGAAGGGAAUACGAAACAUCAAAGCACAGAAGGGAAGCGCAAACACUGCUCACUUUUAGUGUCAUUAAGCACAUUAAGUGGCCCUCUUUCUUUCAGCCUAAUGAGAAUCUCAAUUGUUUUCAGAGGAAUAAUGUGCUCAACACGUUUGUCAAGGCCUCUUUGAACAUGUUAGAUGAGAGUAAUGGUUCUCUCUUGUGCAUAACUGCACAAUGCCACAUCAUUUCAGAUAAUGACAAUAAUAUAUUCGAUGAAAAUGUCAAACAAUAAUAAGCCAAACUAGGCUUUUGUUUUUUUUUAUUGUGUUACAUACGAUAGCAUUAUCAUUACAUAGAAUGAAAAUUAGCCUGGCACUAUAUUCACCUUGUGUGUAUCAUAAUGCAUAUAAAUGUACUCAAUUGUAUUAUAUACCGCUCCACAUAAUCACUCAUAUCAAAAAAUAAAUAAAUAAAAAUGCAGCCUUGAACACGAUUCACUGAACUGGUAGUUUUGUUUAUAUUCAGAAAAGUUUCAGCCAUAAACUAAAGCAAAUAUGACAUAUGCUAUAACUCAAUUCACUGUAAUUUCAAAUGCACUAUUUUUGCUAUUGAAAACAGUUAUAAUUCAUUACUGAUGCUAUUGUUGGUGAUGUUGUAAUUAAUACUGAUUAAGUUCAAUAGUGCAGAAAGAAUGCAUGUGCAUUUAUAGCCAUUUUUAGAAAUGCUUGCCUUGUACAAGGUAAUAGAAUUGCACAAUAAAUUAUUUAAUCUA